CUUCAAUUCGACAACAUCCACUUCACUGACAAUCACGUUUCCAUAUCCAUACAUUUCGUAGAAUAAUGGUGGAAGUUUCGUUAACUGUGGGAAAGCUUGAUGCCCUGUUGGCACUUUUGCUCACCAAAGACCACCACCUUAUUGAAUUCCCAACGAUUUUGCUUCCCAACGGAGUCAAAGCCGGUUCCAUUGUGAAAAUCAAAUGUGACCAAGAUUUGACCACAGAAGCAGAGGAAUCUAGACACUUUCAACGAAUCCAAGACGAAAUCCUCAACACCUUUGGCAAAAAUUUGCCCCAGCCCCCAGUGUUGAAGGUGAGAAACACCACCCAGACUUCGUGUGUUUUGGAAUGGGAAACCUUGGAGUUGGGCACAGCUUCGCUUAAGAACUUGAUCUUGUUUAAAGAUGGCAAGAAAUUGGGAGCCAUCCCUCUGCCGUUGGCCAACAAAACGACAAAAUUGUCUGGUUUACCUAUUGACAAGACAUUCCAGUUCCAGUUACGUUUGGACACAACGGCUGGUGUAUAUCUGUCUGACAUUAUAGAAGUAACAACUCAUAAGAUGACGGACUUGUCGGGUAUUACUGUUUGUUUGGGAGACAUUUCAUCCAAUGACCAGUUUAACAGGGAAGAUAUUGAAGACACUUUGAAAAACAUGGGUGCAAACUUCCCAGCCCAGGACAGAGUCAAAGUUGACACUACCCACUUCAUCUGUACCAGAGAAAACAAACAGAAUCCUGAAUUUGUCAAGGCGAAUGAUAUGAACAUUCCUAUCAUCAGACCAGAGUGGUUGAAGGCUUGCGAGAGAGAGAGACGUAUUGUAGGAGUCCGAGACUUCUAUGUC
Scheffersomyces stipitis CBS 6054 is the source of this 842-nucleotide messenger RNA. RefSeq names its product Chs5p (gene CHS5). Gene Ontology annotation, biological process: Golgi to plasma membrane transport; conjugation with cellular fusion. The transcript has a single exon. Gene Ontology annotation, molecular function: protein dimerization activity. The annotation marks the transcript as partial. Gene Ontology annotation, cellular component: exomer complex; trans-Golgi network. NCBI's taxonomy places the organism in Eukaryota, Fungi, Ascomycota, Pichiomycetes, Serinales, Debaryomycetaceae. The record is from RefSeq and is a predicted model, not a curated record.